Messenger RNA from Nasonia vitripennis (jewel wasp), 926 nucleotides. It is a transcript of the gene CPR13, whose product is annotated as cuticular protein RR-2 family member 13. The record is from RefSeq and is marked validated. Gene Ontology annotation, cellular component: extracellular matrix. Bases 50 to 694 code for a protein of 214 amino acids. Lineage: Eukaryota; Metazoa; Arthropoda; Insecta; Hymenoptera; Pteromalidae. The transcript is spliced from 2 exons.
CUCCGCUUCACAGUCCGAUCGAUCCCAGCGAUCUCGCUAAUCCUACACAAUGGCCUUCAAGUUCGUCGUCCUCGCCGCCCUCGUGGCCUGCGCCAGCGCUGGACAGAUCGCCUACUCUGCCGGACCAGCCGUCGCCUACUCUGCUGGCCCAGCUUUGCACGCUGCUCCAGUGGCUUACGAGGCACACGCCGCCCCCAUCGCCUACAAAUCCUACGCCGCCGCUCCCAUCGCCUACAAAUCCUACGCCGCAGCGCCCGUUGCCUACAAGACCGUCGCGGCUGCUCCCGUUGCCUACGCAGCCCCAGUCGCCAAGGCCGUCGUCACCAAGACCGUCGACGCCGAGUACGACCCCAACCCUCAGUACAGCUACUCUUACGAUGUCAACGACGCCCUGACCGGUGACUCCAAGACCCAGGAGGAGCAGCGCGACGGUGACGUCGUCCGCGGCAGCUACUCCCUCGUCGAGGCCGACGGCACCCGUCGUGUUGUCGAGUACACCGCCGACCCCCACAACGGAUUCAACGCCGUCGUCCACAAGGAGCCCGCUCAGGUCGCCGUCAAGGCCGUCCACGCCGCCCCCGUAGUCAAGGCCGUCCACGCUGCCCCCAUUGUCAAGGCCUUCCACGCCGCCCCAGCUGUAGCCACCUAUGCUGCCCCCGCCCUGGCCUACAAGUCCCACGGCGCCUACUACUAAAUAAGUCUCUGACAAUGUUUAGGCUUGUGAUAUGUAUUAUUUUUGCAGCCUACCUGCACCAACAGUCUGACUAUAUGUAAAUUUAUUGCUUCCUGCUGUUUCUCCACUAUGCACACGAACGACGAUCUUGUUAUAACAAGGCUAUUUGUAUUUGCGUACCCUAGGUAUAGGCCUGUGAAAUAAGUUUGUAAAUAUAUCGAAUAAAAUUCUUUUCAUAGUUCCCAUAUUUAAA